Molecule: messenger RNA, 1384 nt
Organism: Mytilinidion resinicola
Lineage: Eukaryota; Fungi; Ascomycota; Dothideomycetes; Mytilinidiales; Mytilinidiaceae
Exons: 2
Coding region: 122-1255 (377 amino acids)
Source: RefSeq, a predicted model, not a curated record
ACACUAUACAACCAGCCUCGACCUAGCAUUGAAGCUUGAAGCUCCAUCUCGCCUUUUAAUACUCCUUACUGCCAUCCACAACACCCACAGUCUCUACAGCACAGCAUUGUACAGCAUCAAAAUGUCUCACGCCAGCGCACCCACCACUCCGAAGAGCAAGCCGCUUGCUGAACAGAGCGCGACGUUCUCAGCCCCUGUGUCGAAAACGUCUCCACUGGCGUUCAAGUGGCGCCUGCGAUCCCAGUCUAACGCGUCCCCACCCUUGUCAUCGAAACCGCCGCAACUCGACCUGUUCGCCUCCGGGAGCUAUGUGAUGAGCGGGCUGUGGAAUGCUCAAGAAGCUCUGAACAACUCACCAAGUCCAUCGCCGCCGCCAGGAGGCUUCCUCGCCAUGCACACAUCGCCGCGAAACGCCUCCGGGCCCAUCCGAAUCGAUACCGCGACCUCCCCAGAGUCAUCGCAAGGCAAAUCACCCUGGCAGACGAACCCGCACUCGAAUAACACCAAAACCUCCCAAUUUAUCGACAAACUACAAGCCGAGAAUGACCGCUUACGACGGGAUCUGACGGCUGAGAAGUUGGCGCGGGAGGAGGACUUGAGGAGGUUAGGCGCUGCCAAAGCGAAGGCCGAGGACUCGCGGACAGAACACCAGCAUCUCCAGGUGUUAGCCGAUACUAACGCCAGAGCGCUAGAGCGCAAAGACCGGAAGCUUGAAGAGCUCAAAGCUACGCUGGAGGCCGAGCAAAGACGUCGCAUCGCCGCCGAGGAGCGUGAGGCCGAGAUGAGCAGGAUUCUCGGAGAGACGCGCUCUGAGACACAACGGGAACUGGCGAAGGCCGUGACGCUCCAACAACAAGCCGAGACACACGCAGAGGCUGCCCAGUCUGGUUUCAAGCGCAUCCAGGACUCCUACGAGCACAAGGUGCGGAGCAUGGCGAAGGACUUGGCCGCGCUGAAGAAGCAACGCGCCGACGAUGCCGCGAAAAUCAAGAAACAGGCCAUCGUCGGCGACCAAUUAGCCCAAGAGUGCGAGAAAGCUCUCAGGUCCGAGCACAGCAUGACGGAUUUGCUCGCAGCCUACAGGAAAGAGCACGAGCAGGGCUUGGAAGCGUUGGUGGCGGAAGCGCGACAACUUCGAAUCGCUGUCCCAACUAAAGAAGCUGCUGCAGAUGGUCUGGUCGAGGAGAUGAGGCAAAUUGCCGACAAGAUGAAGUGGGUAAUGACCCAGAAGAAGUAUCAAGAGCAGAAGCAUUGAGCGUUGGCCAAGCGUUGCACUUUCGAGCGAGUGUUGAAAGAGGGUUGAAUGUUUGAAUAUUACACGACAUAAUGAACUUGGGAUAGAUCGAAUCGCAUAAGGGACCACCUGUACAGUAAUCGCAAACGG